AUUAAAAAAAAAAUCACUUAAAAAUCAAGACAAAAUUGAAGAAUAACUUCGUCAAUGGAAAAUUCUCUUCCAACGUUUUCCAAUGAAAUACGAGACAAUAAUUGGUACGAGACAAGUAAAUAAUGAGCUGCAACGGUUAAAAGACAAUAAUGAGGGACUCGAGAGGGGGAUAAUAGCGUGGACUGAUCGACACUGGCACAGCUAGUACGCAUUGAGAUUCGUAGUUGGAAUGUACUGGCUCAAAGUGUACAUCUUCAACGUCAAAUAAAUAAGUUGGUGUUUUUUUCCGAGUGUAACUUGAUUAUUGUCAAGAAUUUUUCUGUCGAAUCGAAUGGCUGUGAGUGUCUGAGAUCGUGGAUGGACAGUUUUUCAUUGAAAUUCAUCAUGAUACCCAGGGGCUUCACUCACCACCUGCGCCUCUUGGCAAUGAUUCUUGUCUUCAGUGGAUGUGAAACCGAUGCUGUCGACAGGGGAUAUAUCUUCACAGCGCCGAAGAAAUUUCUCGCUGGGGAGACUGAGAGCGGCUGUUUAUCACUCCACAACUUGGAACCACCGGCUCACGUGCUAUUAGAGCUGUUAUCGCCGGCAUCCGCCAAUGAUGAAGAGGUUUUGGCCUCUACCAGCACGCUUCUCGAUUCUGGUGUCGAGACAUGUUUGGAAUUGGCUGUACCAGAUCGUGUGCAGAUGACAUACACGAUGGCAAGGUUGAGACUGAAGAUCAGAUUCGAUAAGUAUCCAGAGUAUCACGUCAAUACCGAAAAGGAAGUUUAUAUUGAGUAUGACUCGGUCAUAAUGUUUGCUGAAACGGAUAAGCCGGUUUACAAGCCCGGACAGGAUGUGAAUAUUCGUCUUCUUGCUUUAACGCAUGAUUUGAAGCCUUGGAAGCGUCAGAUUCCAAAAGUGUGGAUCGAAAAUCCUUCUGAAGUGCGAGUUGCCCAAUGGACGAACCUCAGCACAGACCGCGGAAUAGUUCAGCUGCUGUUUCCUCUCUCCCCGGAGCCGAGUCCGGGUACAUGGAGAAUCAAAGUAGAGAAAAAAAAAUCUCACCCCCAGCUGACCCACACCUCGACCUUCGAGGUCCGCAAGUACGUUCUCCCCCGUUUCCAAGUCACCAUAAAGGGCCCAAGUUAUAUAUUGGCAGACGCUGACAACGCAACGUGGAAUAUCUGCGCCCGAUACAGUUACGGUGAGCCAGUUCGCGGAACUCUUCGGCUCAAAUCCAGUCCACAAACUCCAAGCUGGCGUAGAAAGCACAACUUUCCAGCGAUUAAUUAUGAAACUAGAAUCGAAUCGCCAGAUGGAUGUGCCGAGCCCUUUACCAUUACAAGCUCUGGCAUGGGCCUUCCCCAUUGGGAGGUGGCCCCCAACAGCAUCGUUCUAACAGCAAAUCUCACAGAAGAUGGCACAGAAGUCGUGGAGACAGCAACAAGUCGUACAGUUGUCGUUCAUCAAGCUCUGAAGCUCGAAUUCCUCCCCCACACCCCCAAGUACUUCAAGCUGGGACUUCCAUAUCACGGGAAAUUGAGAGUCCUCAAGCAAGACGAGACCCCAGCACCUGGUGAAAAAAUUCAACUCUGUCUCAGAGUUCGAGGAAAGGAUGAGUGGGUGAGGGUAGUCGUCGAGUGUCGAAAUUUCACGUCAUCACCCCUUGGCUUUGUCAAUUUCAUCGUACCCCCUCAGCACAAAAAUAUCGUUCUCCUGAGUUUCGUUGCCACUGGAAUUGAAUACUCGACAAAAUACUACUCUCCCGACAAACGCUGGAGGGUUUUCAUGGAUCAACCAUCGGCAUACAUCGACGUUGGUGCCUGGUACUCACCAUCUGACAGUUAUCUAGCUGUUGCACGUGGCGAUCAGCCGAUCGUAUGCGGGGAAAAAUAUCCUUUCAAUGUCAUGUACACAAUGCCCGGUGAGACGAACGGAGCUCGUAAUGACUCAGUUGCUUUCCACUACUCAAUCAAUUCCAAAGGAGAUCUUCUGAUUUUCGGCCACGUUCGACAUAAACCUCAUCGAGAUUCAGUUCUGAACUAUGCGGACUUCAAAAAUGUUCUUGGAGCUGUGGAAACCAGCACGACGCCAGCCUCCAGCAAUUAUCAUCACUCACAUCAUUCCAAUGCAACUAGGAAUGAACCCAUGACUUAUACUGUUCACCGGUUUCCCUUAAGUGUCAAGGUCACUCCAAGCAUGGCACCCAUCUCUGAAUUGCUUCUGUACUAUGUGAGACCUGAUGGAGAAACUGUGGCUACGACCUAUACUAUUGAAGUUGGUCACUGCUUUGAGAAUCGAGUCAAAACCCAUUGGCAAGAGGACACGAAGUCGCCUGGGGAAGUGGCACGGUAUCAUGUGGAAGCUGCACCGUGGUCUCUCUGUGGAAUUUCCGUUGUUGAUCAAUCAACGAGUUAUUUAUCGGAUAUUAAGAAGAGCCUCGUCGAUGCCGAUGAGGCUUUCGAACAGGCUAAGAGGUUUCACUUAAAUCGUGAUACACCGAUUUUGUAUCAAAGUGUUUGGAGUCACUGUAAAAAAACCAAUCAACCCGAGACAAGUAUCGAGGAGAUAGACCCCCUCCCAUCUCCCGCCGUGGAAGUCCCCCCAGUGUGGGACAUGCGAGCAGCUCCGAAACAACCCUGGAAUCGUCAACUACACCGAGACACUCGUCAAAAGCGCAGUGUCAUUCACAACGGUGGAGUCAACUACGUCGAUGCGAUGCAAGCCUUUGAUGAUUUCGGAGUAAUCGUAAUGAGUGAUUUGAUUCUCGAGUCGCGUCCAUGCCCCCAGAACCAGUGGAUCAGAUCCAGGGAGAACAUUGACUUCGAGAUGAUGCGAACGAGAAUGGAUGAGCCAGACAGAAUGUGGGGAACAGUGCGAAUGAUGCCUCAGGCUUUUCCGCUGUUGAAUUUUGCAGUAGUCGACUCCUCAGCACCAGGUCCGGACCUCGGUUAUGCGGAUCAGUUACCCGAUCACAUUUUGAAAGCCCCAAGAUCGUACUUCCCAGAGACCUGGCUCUGGGACCUUGUGGCAACCGGCAAGGAAGGUCGUGCUGUCGUCAAACGUAAUCUCCCCCACACUAUCACCAACUGGAUCGGUCACACUAUCUGCAUAUCCUCGAAUUAUGGCCUCGGGAUCGCCCAACCGGUCCAGAUAAACGCCUUUCAACCCUUCUUCCUGGACUACAGCAUUCCGUACAGCGUCAAACGAGGAGAACUGCUCCGCAUGAGAGUUUCCCUCUUCAAUUACAUGCAACACAGUUUACCCGUGACAAUCCAACUGGUGAAUGCUCCUGGAUUCGAUCUCCACCUCUCCAACUCGACGGGGAAGUACUGCGUUGAGGCACGAAAAAGCGUUGUGCACGAAUAUGUCCUCCGGCCCCGUGUCAUCGGUGAAAUCAAUGUGACUGUCUCCGCAGCUGUCGAUCCGGACUUUGACAAACCCUGCGGUCCAAACACUGUUGUCUUCACCCAGGAUGCGAUCGUGAAACCGAUUUUAGUUCUGCCUGAGGGAUUUCCCAUUGAAACAACAAAGUCAGCAUUCGUGUGUCCUAAAGACUUCUCUGAUGACUCGAGCAUCUCCUGGAAUCUGGAUCUGCCUGAGGACUUUGUGGCUGACAGUGUGAGAGCCUAUGUGUCUCUUGUUGGUGACCUCCUGGGCCCGGCGUUGGAGAACUUGGAUAAUCUGGUGAGACUGCCAUUCGGCUGUGGAGAACAGAAUCUCAUUCUUUUUGCUCCGAAUAUCCAAGCGAUCGCUUAUCUCGACGCCACGAGAAGGAGCUCGACGAGUCCAGAAUUGAGAAAAAAAGCAAUCAGAAAUAUGGAGAAGGGCUAUCAACGGGAGCUUAAUUACCGCCACCCAGACGGUUCAUACUCAGCAUUCGGACCACUCAGCUCUGAGAGCGGGGGAUCAAUCUGGCUGACAGCAUUUGUUGUGAAAUCAUUUGCCCAAGCGAGGAACUACAUUCACAUAGACGAGAGGGAUUUGAAGUUGUCUGUAAAGUGGAUCAUAAAGAAACAGCUGGAGAACGGCUGCUUUCCCCUGAUCGGUCGAGUCUUCCACAAGGACAUGAAGGGAGGUCUUCAGGAUGAGAAUCAGUCAUUCCCAGCUGCGUUGACCGCCUACGUUUUGGUGUCACUGCUGGAGAGCGGCAAAAGCCUUCCACCCUCGAUCAUCAGCAAUGCGUUGUUCUGCUUGGAGAAGGGAAUGCCUGAUGAGGCUGAUGGCAACCCUUACACUGCAGCAUUGGCGACCUACGCUCUGACACUCCUGGAGCAUCCCAAUGCCAACGCAAGCAUGAAAUCCCUUUUGUCAAGGUCCACGCGUCUCCACGAUCUCAUGUGGUGGGAGGACAAGACUAAACCGUCUAUGGGUUUGAGCAUCGAAAUGACAGCUUAUGCUGUCCUCUCCUUGGUGAAACUCGGGGGUGAAGCGAAUAUGGCGUUGGCUCUGAAGGCUGUCAGGUGGAUGUCAAAGCAGCGAAAUGCGGAGGGUGGAUUCACAUCAACUCAGGACACUGUUCUUGGUCUGGAGGCACUUGCCAAGUAUGCAGCAGCAAUGUCCACCAAUUACACUGACCUCUCUGUGCUUGUAACUGCUGGAGAUGUUGCCAAAGUUGUCAGGGUUCAUGAGGAUAAUCGAAUGGUGCUCGUUCAAGUACGUUUGCCAGUUCUUCCGACGCUGGUGGAGAUCUUCGCUGAAGGGGAAGGAUGUGUCCUGGUUCAGACUAAUUUGAAGUACAACGUCGCCACGGCUACGGGGUCUCAAGCUUUCGAUUUGGUAGUUAAUACCGAACCAGUGGCUUCUGGGGACGAGUGCUCCAUGCAGAAAAUAAGUAUUUGUGCCAGAUAUAAAAUGGCGGACGAGGAGAGUAAUAUGGCACUCCUGGAGAUCGAAAUGAUCAGUGGGUUCAUACCGGAUAAAGGGACUCUUCACGCGCUAUUGGAAGAGCCUUCUACUGGAGUCAAGCGGUUCGAGGAAGAGCGAGAUUCUGUUACUCUGUAUUUUGAUAAAUUAACUGGGGAGAGGACUUGCAUAUCAUUCCUAGUUACUCGAGAAAACAUCGUCGAGAAGGCUGAACCAGCAAUUAUCAAAUUGUACGAUUACUACCGUCAAGAGCUGACUUUUGUAAAGAGCUAUACGUUCGCGAAAACAUGUGAUAUUCGUGAUGUAGAUAUUGAGGGAUUAGAUUCGCAGCCCAACGAUCCAGAAGCAACGCCACAGUUUAGCCUCGGCCUCCCAAUGGAAAAAGAUACAUCUCUUGAACGAUCAGCGAAGAAUCUCCCGCAAGACGCAUUCUUGGCGCAAACAGCGGACGACACGAAUGAGAAAGCAAAACAAACUUCCAACGAAACCAGUCAUCCAUCUCCUCCUCCUCCAGGAGUGAAGAAAUUAAUGACAAUUUUACACGAAGUUUUGCAGAAGAAUACAACGCAAACUUCAAAAUCUUCGACAGUUCAGAGAAUCCCUAUAACAUUCGCCACGUCCACCACAGCCAGAUCAACAGAAUCCAUUGACGAAGUUGAUUUAGUGAGACAUAUCGAGCCUGGAAGUGGUUUAGAGCCUGAUCAAUCAAAUGGCCAGUUCUUCUUCGAUAAUCCGUCAUUCGUAGUGAUCGAUCACGAGUUGAAUACACCAGACGGUAUCGAGGGCCCUCCACCUGUCUACGUGAAACCACCCUCCAAUUUUCAUCUGCACCACGAAGACAGAGGACAUCCCAAGUUUUUCCCACCCCAGAAUGAAACUGAAAAUAAUCGAUCUGGCAAUCUGAACGAGGACUUCAACAAUUCCCCCCUGAAUCAGUCAAUGAUAAGCAGCAGUUGUCCAAUUUGCGGUGAUAAAUUGCCAUCAGACAUUAAAGACAUCUACUGCAAGUCAUCAGCAGCUGUCAAGGUAGCAAUAAGAAGACUCCGGAAGGCGAGAUUAUUAUUAGAUUUGCGCUCUGAACCACAUCCCAAGCGUCUGCGAUUCAUGAUCGAGUUGACUAUGAAUGAAAACUGCACAUGCCCAGCUAUAGACAAGCCUGGAAGUCUCGCUUUGAUAUUUGCAACUGGUAAUGUCACUUCCACAAUCACUGAUUCAGUUAUUUACGAUCAGAAUAGUCUUGGAGGCAUUGGAGAUUACGUUAAGAAGCCACUGGACGGUAUGAUAUCGAUUUACACACUUCCCAAUGCCGGAUAUUCAUCGUCACAAAUUAUUGAAGCCCGAGAAUUCUGUCCAACAUCUCCAAGUGCAUGAAGUGAAGACUUCACUUUCAGAUUAUAGACUUUAAAUAUUCUGUAAUAUUCUCAAUUAUUACCAAAGAGACGUUUCUGUUAGAAAUUCAUUUCUUUCGCCAUUUAUCUCCAUCGAAAAUCAAUAUCUCCAUUAUUACCGAUAUUACUAUCACUAUUAUUAUUAUUAAUAUUAUUUUUGUGAUUUAUGAACAAUCAUACAUCUCCCUUUUAUAGGUUUUUAUUUUAUUCAAUUUGUUGACAAUAACUGCUACGCGAAUAAACGUCUAACAACUAAUCA
Diachasmimorpha longicaudata is the source of this 6495-nucleotide messenger RNA. Its product is annotated as alpha-2-macroglobulin-like. NCBI's taxonomy places the organism in Eukaryota, Metazoa, Arthropoda, Insecta, Hymenoptera, Braconidae. Gene Ontology annotation, molecular function: endopeptidase inhibitor activity. The transcript is spliced from 5 exons. Bases 358 to 6219 code for a protein of 1953 amino acids. Gene Ontology annotation, cellular component: extracellular region. The record is from RefSeq and is a predicted model, not a curated record.